GCCAGUGGCUCAGAACUAGAGAAAGAAAAAAGCUAUCAGCGAGACAGCAACAUGGGUUGUACCAAUGUUUGGAGUAGUAAUUUGGUUGAAGAAUUUCGAAAGCUUAACAAUUGUCUUAAUGAUUAUCGAGUUGUAUCAUUUGAUACUGAGUUUCCGGGGUUUCUUGUGAGUUCGCCCCGAGAUUGUGGAGAUGUUCGAAGAUACGCUGACUUAAAGUGUAAUGUCGACGCUAUGAAUAUGCUUCAAUUAGGAUUAACUCCAUCGAACAUGGAAGGCGAGAUUGGCGGAACCUGGCAGUUUAAUUUCUUUUUCAGCAGGGACCUUCAUGUUUAUUCUCAAGAUUCCAUCGUGUUCUUGGAGAAGUCUGGUAUCGAUUUUGUAAGACUCGAGACGGACGGCAUUGAUUUACAAGAGUUUUCGACAUUGUUUACCGCUCUUUUAAGCCGUCAUCGUGAUUUACUUUGGGUGAAUUUUCACGGCUUAUACGAUUUAGGUUAUCUAGUCAAGCUUUUGAGCAACGACUUAUUACCCGAAUCCAUUACGGACUUCACUCGACUUAUCGGAGAAUGCUUUGGCAGCAUGGUCGAUGUAAAGUAUAUGGCUAGGUUAUGUAACGGUUUGCUCGAAGGCGAGUUAAGUCUUGAAAAGCUGGCUAACAUACUUGGAGUCGAACGGGUCGGAGGAGCGCAUCAAGCGGGUUCUGAUAGUUCAUUAACUUGUUUAGUUUUCAACAAUAUUCUGAUGACUUACAAUGAAAUUCAGCCAGCUGAGUACCUUGGACAUCUCUACAGUAUUCAGUCAAGAAUUUGCAGGUCGCAGCAGCAGCAGCAGCCUCUAGUCCAUUUUCAGCCUCCACCAAACACUCUAGCCCGAGUUCAGCUUCCAAGAAAUAUCGUAUGUUUCCGUGCUGUGCCGCGUCCCACUGUUCCCAUUUUUUGUAGUCCUUAUGGGAUGCGCAGAGUUCAAAUGAAGCCGGUGCACACGGUUCAUAGGCUACUAUUUUAGAUUUUUGUCUAUUAUUGUAAUCUGCAUUUAUUAUUAGAAAGUUUAUUAAUCUGUCUGUUAUAUAAAAAGUUAAUAUUGCUCAUCAAA
This is a messenger RNA of Mercurialis annua (annual mercury), 1092 nucleotides long. Its product is annotated as putative CCR4-associated factor 1 homolog 8. The transcript has a single exon. Bases 52 to 1005 code for a protein of 317 amino acids. Gene Ontology annotation, molecular function: poly(A)-specific ribonuclease activity; nucleic acid binding. The record is from RefSeq and is a predicted model, not a curated record. Gene Ontology annotation, cellular component: CCR4-NOT complex; P-body; CCR4-NOT core complex. Lineage: Eukaryota; Viridiplantae; Streptophyta; Magnoliopsida; Malpighiales; Euphorbiaceae.